CCUUGCAAACCACCAACAGUCUACAGUGGAACCAUGAAGACGCUUGUUGUGGUUUUACUGCUGCUCUGCCGAAUUGUCCCGGGCCACUGUGACUGCCGAGGAGACUGUCUUACCUGUAGACACCUGCUGGACAAUGAACAUCACUUUAACACCAUGAUGUGUUUGAUCGAGUGUGAAAGCAGAAUAUCUCCAUCCACAACUUGGGACAGCUGCCGCCAGGCUGUUGCCCUCUUGCCAUUCUCCUCUGUGUCCAUAGGGGGCGACAUACUGAAGAGAGCCCAGGAGGAGGUAGAAGCCCUCCUUCCACCAGUGGAUGAGGAGGAGGAAGAGAGGGAGGAGCGCCAGGUGGCUGGGCUCGAUGCUGAGGGAGGCCUCCUGUCCGCCUUGACCUUACAAAGGUUUGACGACGCGUCCCUCGGAAUGAACCAGCUGAGCACCAUGGACAUCGACCACAACUCUUUAGAGGAGGGUGAGGGAGCCAGAGAGCAGGCUGAGGCAGGGCUCAGUGUCUCUAAGCGUUUCGGUGGCUUUCUGAAAGGGCGGCACGGCUACCGAAAGCUGGUCUCACCAGGAAGGUCCUACCAGAAGAGGUACGGCGGUUUCAUCGGCGUGCGUAAGUCGGCGCGCAAGUGGAACAACCAGAAGCGCUUCAGUGAGUUCCUAAAGCAGUACCUGAGCACCCGCGCUACUAACUACAACAGCGUGUCCGAAGAGCUGACCCAACAGAACGAGGUUUAGCAGCCUACUUCUCUUAAGACAUACAAGAAAAAGCAGCCACAGAUCUAAAUCAACACACCUUAUUUCAAUAUAUAAAUGUAAAUAUAAGACAUACCAUUAGCAGCUCUCCUGUGCUCCAAAAUAAAUUUAAAAAAAAUCGUAAAAAUUGGCAAGGCAUAAUUUUGUUUCUGGCUGUUUGUUUCUGAGUCCCAUUAAUUCAGCCAACAAUUUUGGUCAUGAUAAAUACUUUAACUGUUUCAUGAAAACUAGGAAGCAUCAUAAGCUGUAAACUCUUAAAUGGUCACUAAUUGUAUCAUAAUACAUGCUUUUUGUACGUUGUGAGUUAUAUUUUCAUAAACAGACGUACCUUCUAAAUAUCCCAAUCCCAGUGGUUCUGAGAUGUGGAAUGUGUGGGGGGAAAUGGUCAGAACCAUAGGUACAGCGUCAUGUCGUAUGCAUAUGUUGCUCUGCCAGUAAUAAAAGCCAUGUUGUGUUGAUAGAGGAGACUCUGGUUUGUCCUAAAUGACUACAGUCCUGUGUACAAACCUGUUUGUAUUCAGUUCAUCGUAGCUGUGGAACAGCAAGGCACUUCUGGUUUCUGCUAGAACUGUAAAUAUCUCCAUUUGAACUUGUCAAUAAAGAGAGUUUACUUUUCCUUUGUGACUUGUUAUGCAGCAAAUGAUUCUGUCCUGAUGUGUUUUAUUCAGAACUUUUAAAAAUGACACACAAACUAUGGCCUA
Gadus chalcogrammus (walleye pollock) is the source of this 1457-nucleotide messenger RNA. RefSeq names its product prepronociceptin a (gene pnoca). Gene Ontology annotation, cellular component: dendrite; neuronal cell body; plasma membrane. Gene Ontology annotation, molecular function: opioid receptor binding. The transcript is spliced from 3 exons. Lineage: Eukaryota; Metazoa; Chordata; Actinopteri; Gadiformes; Gadidae. Gene Ontology annotation, biological process: chemical synaptic transmission; sensory perception; neuropeptide signaling pathway. The record is from RefSeq and is a predicted model, not a curated record. The coding region runs from base 34 to 738 and encodes 234 amino acids.